This is a messenger RNA of Larimichthys crocea (large yellow croaker), 948 nucleotides long. It is a transcript of the gene pth1a, whose product is annotated as parathyroid hormone 1a. Bases 111 to 488 code for a protein of 125 amino acids. The transcript is spliced from 3 exons. Gene Ontology annotation, biological process: intracellular calcium ion homeostasis. Lineage: Eukaryota; Metazoa; Chordata; Actinopteri; Sciaenidae. Gene Ontology annotation, molecular function: hormone activity. The record is from RefSeq and is a predicted model, not a curated record. Gene Ontology annotation, cellular component: extracellular region.
AAGGUGUGACAUCAACAGUAAUAAUGAAGGCAGCUCAUCAGUGAGUUCCCUCAGGACGCCGGCUGGAACUAUAAAAGGAAGUUGGAGAGUCCAGUGUGUGAUCAUAACUGAUGGGAGCUAAGCAACAAAGCAGACUGACUUCACAGCCACCAAGAGAGGUCAUCAAGGUCAACAUGCGGCAUCUGGACUUCUUCUUGAUCUCUCUCUGUGUUUUACACCUCUUCACUCAGUGUGAAGGGCGCCCCCUCAGAAAGAGGACGGUGAGUGAGGUCCAGCUCAUGCACAACGUCGGGGAGCACAAGCGGGUGAAGGAGCGGCAGAACUGGCUCCUGACGAGGCUGCAGGGCGUCAGCAGCGGCAGCAGCGUGGAGACGACCCGGACGAAGAGGAGGCUGAGCCCGGAGGAGCUGUCCGACCUGAGCGGCAUGACACCGGAGGAGAUCCAGUACGCUUUGGACCUCUCCGGUUUGGAGUCACAGCAGGCGUGAUUAGUAGACACUUCCAACAUUUAAAAAGAAAUUUAAUUUCUAUUUUUCUAUUUUGUUCGUCUUUUACUAGAAUGUACUUUUAUUUAUUUUACAUUUUAUUUAUGAAAUUGAUAUUUUAUAGGGGGAGGGGACUGCUUUAUUUUUUAUCUUAUUUUAUUUGAACAGGUGGUGUUUUAAACCACUCAUAAAGCUGCUUACUUCAACAAAAAUGAAGAAGAAGAAGAUUAAGAGUCUGGACCAACUGUGUUAUUUAUGAUUUAUUUGUGCUGUCUAGUUUAAAUGUAUAGAUUUAUAUAUAUACAUGCUACUUUUUUUAAAUUAUUAUUUUUGACUGUAAAACAUCAGAAAACGUCUGAAGUUAGGUUUUAUAACUAUGCACUUCAGCAACAUAGGAACAAAUGAUAUAUUUUAUAAUAUUUAUGUUUAACUACAUAAAAUAGUUUUUAUUUUUAUAAGUAUG